Messenger RNA from Chiloscyllium plagiosum (whitespotted bambooshark), 2800 nucleotides. The record is from RefSeq and is a predicted model, not a curated record. Lineage: Eukaryota; Metazoa; Chordata; Chondrichthyes; Orectolobiformes; Hemiscylliidae.
UGUAUAGGUCAGGUAGAUUGGCCAAUGGGGAUUGCAAGGGUAGGGAGGUGGCUCUGGGAUGCUCUUUGGAGAGUUAGUGUGAACCUGAAGGGCCUGCUUCCACACUGUAGGGAUUCAAUGAUUAUAUUCCAAACUACUCUGAUCCACAUGUUCUUCUACUCAAGAACUUAAUGCUGAAAGGUGGCCAGCUAUUCAACCAUUGGGUCAUCACAGCCAACACUCAUCAGCUCCCCCUUGCCUGAAUUGUACCAGUCAAAUUAAAGAGUUUAAUCUAAAUGUAACAAGGCAUGCAGCUUGAGAAGUGGAAAGUGCAUACAAUAAACCUUCACUUGCGGGUUAUUUACUAAGUUGGAGGUGUUAUAUAAACGUAAGUUGUUGUUUGGCCAGUAUUAAAGGAGAGGGUAUUCUGUCGACCUAAGCAAUACAUGUCAAAAUGUUAUGUUUACCUAAGAAGUUCUUCUAAAAAGUUUGAAUCAUUAAACUCCCCAAAUGUAAGCUCUAAAUUCUCGAUUUGUUUUACUGCACAAGUUCCAUCAAGUUCAAAUCAGAACAUUUCUGCAAAGUGUAAUAUCAUUAGGAAUGUGUUAUAUUUACUGGCUGCACCAGGAUGUAUCAUAUGUGUAUUAGCUACACUGCAUUUAUUUAUAUUGUUAUAGUGUUAUUUAUAUUGAGUAGACCAGAAUGCAAUGUAUAAGUGUUACUGUGAGCUGGUCUUAUUCUGCUUUUCUUUCCCCUCUAUAUGUACAUCACUGACUCCGAAAGCACUGGAAAGUCUUUUUUGACCAGAUGAGCAAUAAACGGUCUAACAGCUUCUGUCGUGCUAUCCAUUUGGGAAAUCGCCAUCUCCGUGCCAAUUCGCUCCUUGAAGAAACUGGCCUCACGAUAUCCCAGCGAUUUAUCCGACACAUCGCGUAUGAGACCCUGCCCAGGGGACUGGACCGCAAGUGGUACUAUGACAGCUACACGUGUUGCCCCCCACCCUGGUUUAUGAUCACUGUUACCCUUCUGGAGAUUGCCGUUUUCAUCUAUUACGGGCUGGUCCUGGAGAAAUGGGUGCUCCAGAUCACACACCCUUCGUAUUUGAACAAUCCACUGGUCUACCAGCCACAGCUCCGCAGGCAAAUCUGGCGCUACCUCAGUUACAUCUUCAUGCAUGUUGGAGUUGAGCAUCUGGGCUUCAAUGUGGUGUUGCAGCUGCUGGUCGGAGUUCCUCUCGAAAUGGUGCAUGGCGCUCUCCGCAUUAGCUUCAUCUACCUCGCUGGUGUACUCGCAGGUUCACUGGCAGCAUCAGUGGCUGAUAUGACUGCACCAGUAGCAGGAUCUUCAGGAGGAGUUUAUGCUCUGGUCUCUGCGCAUCUAGCUAACGUAGUCAUGAGUUGGUCAGGAAUGAGAUGUCAGUUCAAGCUGAUCCGGAUGGGAAUAGCGAUGAUUUGCAUGAGUUUGGAGUUCGGCCGAGCAGUCUGGCUGCGAUUCCAUCCAGCCACCCACCCCUCGUACACUCACCCCAGCUUCGUGACUCAUCUCGGCGGAGUGAUGGUGGGAAUCACACUUGGGGUGGUGGUCCUCAGGAACUACGAGCAAAGGCUCCAUGAGCAAUCCAUCUGGUGGAUCUUUCUCCUCAUAUACCUUCUUUUUGUUUUCUUCGCUGUCCUCUGGAACAUCUUUGCCUAUAAUCUUUUGGAGAUCAGGUUACUCUCACCAGCCUAACACAAGUUGCAACAAGCUUCAAGAUGGAGAUGGGUGCAAGACUCCAAUCCAACAGCAAAGAUCUACUAAAAUCACAAUAUUAACGGACUAAACCAAUUGGACAAAAAAACACAAAGGAGUGGGUGGGAUUCUGCCAGGAUGAAUCGACACUGUGACAACGUGAGAAAAGAUUGGUUCAAUCAUGUCCAAAGGAUUGAUUUUCACAUCACAGUGGAUUGAUGGAUUUGCUGAUUUAAAUAGUUAGUGAUAAUCCAAGUUUCUUUUUAAAAAGACAUGACAAGUUUUUCUUGAUGUUAAAUAGGAGAGUCCAGCUGUAAUCUGUAGACUGAAGUCGCCCACUCCCCAGACCUCACUGGCAGCUGUAAAAGGUCAACGAUGUGGUGUGAAACAGAAUGGCAUCAGCAAUUCAGUCAUCUCAAUCUCAGCUCCAUUCAAUGUGUAUGCACAAUUCAAUCAAUCACAUUCAGGGUUUCUUGGGAAACAGUCUCAGCAGCCUUAUUCAGAGGAUGGACUAAGAAAACACCCCAAGAGACUUAUUCCAAAUCACAGUCCUGUGGCACCCUGAUAGUAAUGCGAUGGUGUGAAUUCUCCCAGUAGCCAAAUAAUCCAGCACCAAUCUCUUGGCUGUCUGCCUGAGUAGGGGCAAACACACAACGGCUGCAUUACACUGGGAUACAGCACCUUCAGGAGAGGCAAGAUAGGUAAUUAAUUUAUUCCUAAACCAGUAUCCCAAAAGGAUUGGACAUUACGAGAGUGUGAGUGAAGGAAGUCCAAUUUUGAAGAGGGCAUUCCAGAGUUAGGGCCGCCACUGGAACUACCAAACUCUUUUUUAAAAUGGUUUCAGUGUCACAAUUGGACCUUUGAUUCGAAAUGUAACCUCAGACAUUUGAGCACAUUUAACUGGUGUAAAUAACAUUUUGUAACUUGUAUAUAGCUUGCUCAAACUCCAUAAAUAAUAAAAUUAUUCCUGGAACAGAAGUGAUGGGGAUGUCCUUGUAGGCUGUAGAUUAUUUGAACUCUCUCCACCCUGCAGGCACUCUGCCUGUAUUCCUGAUGAAGGGCUUUUGCCCGAAACGUCGAUUUUCCUGCUCCU